AUGUUGAUGGAAGCUUUGGAGGCUAUUUCUUCAAAAUCGACCAAAGCUAAGAAAGCAAUUGUUGAUGCCCUAGGCAUGCCGGUACUUAUUGGAGCUGUAGUUGCUCCUUCCAAAGAAGGGAUGCAUGAAGAGGGAGGGCAGGCACUUCAGCUGCAUGCAACAAAAACAUUAGCAAAUAUUUGUGGUGGGAUGUCUGCAUUAAUACUCUAUCUUGGAGAGCUUUCCCAGUCCCCAAGAUUAGCUGCUCCGGUUACUGAUACAAUCGGAGCUCUUGCUUAUUCUCUUAUGGUCUUCAAUCAGAAUGAUGAUGAAGAAUCGUUUGAUGCAACAAAAAUUGAAAGUAUUUUAUUGAUGCUUCUAAAACCUAGAGAUGAUAAACUGAUUCAUGAACGCCUCCUUGAAGCUAUGGCCAGCCUAUAUGGCAAUGCUUAUUUAUCAGAAACAAUCGAUCAACCAGAAGCGAAAAGGGUGCUUAUUGGGCUUAUAACCAUGGCUAAUGGUGAUGCGCAGGAGUAUUUGAUACUUUCUCUGACACGCUUGUGCACUGAGGGAGUAAGUGUUUGGGAAGCCCUAGGGAAGAGAGAAGGAAUUCAGUUACUUAUCUCAUCACCGGGUUUGUCCAGUGAACAACAUCAAGAGUAUGCAGUUGAAAUGCUUGCAAUUCUGACUGAACAAGUUGAUGACAGCAAGUGGGCAAUCACUGCAGCAGGUGGAAUUCCUCCCCUUAUACAUUUAUUAGAAGUUGGAUCCCAAAAGGCGAGGGAAGAUGCAGCACAUAUUUUGUGGAACUUGUGCUGUCAUAGUGAUGAUAUCCGUGCCUGUGUUGAAAGUGCUGGAGCCAUCCCAGCACUCUUGUCGCUUCUAAAGAAUGGUGGAACAAAGGGGCAAGAAGCCUCAGCUAGGGCUCUAACAAAGCUAAUUAAGACUGCUGAUUCAGCCACCCUACAUCAAUUACUAGCUCUGCUCUUGGGAGAACCACCAAGGUCUAAGGCUGAUGUCAUCAAAGUUUUGGGUCAUGUGCUUUCCAUGGCAUCUCAUGUUGACCUUGUGAAUAAGGGCGCUGCUGCUAAUAAAGGGCUGAUGUCACUUGUCCAGGUUCUCAAUUCAUCAAAUGAAAAUGCCCAAGAGUAUGCAGCAUCUGUCUUGGCUGAUCUAUUCAGUACACGCCAUGAUAUUUGUGAUAGUCUUGCGACAGAUGAAGUUGUGAAUUCAUGUAUGAAACUCUUAACUAGCAAAACUCAAGGUAUUGCGACUCAGUCAGCUCGAGCAUUGGGUGCUUUAUCCCGCCCUACCCGGACCAAGACAACAAAUAAGAUGUCUUGUAUUGUAGAAGGUGAUGUCAGGCCUUUAAUCAACUUGGCCAAAACAUCAUCCAUAGAUUCUGCCGAGACUGCAAUGGAUGCCUUGGCUAAUUUGUUGUCAGAUCCUCAAAUAGCUGCAGAAGCAUUGGCGGAAGAUGUUGUUUCAGCCAUAACAAGAGUUCUAGGACAAGGAUCAUUAGAGGGUAAGAGGAGUGCAUCCCGUGCUCUUCAUCAAUUACUGAAGCAUUUUCCGGUAGGUGAUGUACUGACAGGAAGUACUCAGUUUCAAUUUGCUGUUCAGGCAGUUGUUGAUUCCUUAAAUGCAAUGGAUAUGGAUGGCUAUGAUGCUGCCGAUGCUUUAGAAGUUGUUUCUCUACUGUCUCGUAUGAAGCAUGGCAUGAACUCUAUGUAUCCACCAUGGUCUGCCAACCCAUCAAGCUUAAAGCCUCUUGUGCACUGCCUGUGUGAGGGACCUCCCUCAGUUCAAGAUAAAGCAGUAGAAAUUUUGUCUAGGCUUUGUGGGGAUCAACCUGUUGUUCUAAGUGACCUCUUGGUUUCAAAUUCACGAUCAGUUGGUGCGUUGGCGAAUAGAAUGAUGAAUUCUAGCAGCCUAGAAGUAAGAGUUGGAGGUAUAGCAAUGUUAAUUUGUGCUGCCAAGGAACAUAGAAUCUGGUCAAUGGAUGCACUCGAGGCAUCUGGAUACUUGAAACCUCUUAUUUAUGUAUUAGUUGAUAUGAUUAAGCAAAAUUCUAGUUAUUUUUCUCCUGAAAUCGAAGUCAGAACCCUCAGAGGUUUUAGAGACGGUUCAGCUUUUCGUGAUGGUGAUGAUUUUGACAUCCCUGAUCCAGCAACUGUCUUGGGAGGCACUGCCGCCUUGUGGCUGCUCUCAAUAAUUUCUUCCUUUCACCCAAAGAACAAAAUCAAUGUAAUGGAUGCUGGGGGACUCGGAGUGCUUUCUGACAAGCUUGCAAGAUAUACUUCCAAUCCUGAGGUAGGAUAUACAGCCGGCUUCCUUCUCUAUCAUUGUUUCAAGCUGUAUAUGUGUCUAGCUAACGAUCAUUUAAAUUAUGGUCCGUGUUUUUGUUUUCUUCUUAUUACUAAGUUAAUGAACUUCUGUAAGUUUCAUGGUCUGAACUUUAAAGAUGCAGGUCCAUGUGCAGAAAGAUCAUUCGACACUAGAAAUAACUUGCUUUCUUAUGAUACCAAUAAAUUACUCAUGGGUGAAGCUGGAGCACUGGAUGCUCUUACCAAGUACUUAUCUUUGAGCCCUCAAGACAUAGUUGAGGCAACUAUAUCUGAAUUAUUGAGAAUAUUGUUUAGCAACCCAGAUCUUGUCCGAUAUGAUGCAGCAUAUAGUUGCGUGAAUCAACUCAUUGCAGUUCUUCAUUUGGGAUCAAGAAGUGCAAAAUUGAGUGCUGCUAGAGCCUUAAGUGAACUGUUUGAUGCCGAGAACAUCAGAGAUUCUGAAGUGUCCAUGCAGGCAAUUCAGCCUUUGGCCGACAUGCUCAAUACUGCUUCGGAGAGUGAACUACAGGCUGCUCUAAGUGCCUUGAUUAAGUUGACUUCAGAAAAUAAUGCAAAAGCAGCUAUGCUGGCUGAAGUAGAAGGCAAUCCUCUUGAGAGUUUGUGUAAAAUUCUGUCCACUUCUGCUACUUUAGAAUUGAAGAGUGAUGCUGCAGAAUUAUGUUAUGUACUCUUUGGUAAUUCGAAAUUCAGAGAAAUGCCAAUUGCCUCCGACUGUAUAGAACCUCUUAUAUCACUCAUGCAGUCGGAUAAAGAGAUCUCAGUGGAAUCUGGGGUCUGUGCUUUUGAGAGAUUAUUGGAUGACGAACGACAAGCUGAAAUUUUAUCAGCUCAUGAUGUCGUUGGUCUUCUUGUUGGUCUGGUGUCUGGAUCAAAUGAUCGGCUCAUCGAAGCUAGCAUAUGUACCCUCAUUAAACUGGGAAAAGACCGAACCCCACUAAAGUUGGAUAUGGUUAAUGCUGGAAUAUUUGAAAAUUGCCUUGAGUUACUCCCCACUGCUUCCAAUUCACUGUGUUCCACUAUUGCUGAACUUUUCCGAAUCUUGACAAACAGCAGUGCAAUUGCAAAAAGCUCAGCUGCUGCAAAAAUCUUAGAACCUCUGUUUACGGUAUUGCUUCGGAGAGAUUUCGGUCUUUGGGGCCAGCAUAGUGCCUUACAAUCCCUUGUUAAUGUUUUAGAGAAACCACAAAGCCUUGCAACUUUGAAACUUACCCCUAGCCAAGUCAUCGAGCCUUUAAUUUCAUUUCUUGAAUCUCCAUCUCAAGCUAUUCAGCAGCUUGGUACAGAGUUGUUAUCUCAUCUUCUUGCACAAGAGCAUUUUAAGCAAGAUAUCACAACAAAAAAUGCAGUUGUUCCUCUAGUUCAGCUUGCAGGAAUUGGCAUAUUGAAUUUACAGCAAACAGCAAUUAAGGCAUUAGAAAAUAUCUCCUUAAGUUGGCCAAAGGCAGUUGCUGAUGAAGGUGGUAUUUUUGAGCUUUCUAAGGUUAUUAUUCAAGAUGAUCCUCAACCUUCUGAUGCCUUGUGGGAAUCUGCUGCAGUAGUUCUCUCCAAUCUUCUUCAUUCUAAUGCUGACUACUACUUCAAAGUUCCCAUUGUUGUCCUUAUAAAAAUGUUGCACUCGACUCUUGAGAGCACCAUUACAGUUGCGCUCAAUGCACUCAUUGUUCAAGAAAAAACCGAUGCUUCAAGUGCUGAACAGAUGGCUGAAGCUGGUGCCAUAGAUGCUCUGUUAGAUCUAUUGAGAUCUCAUCAGUGUGAAGAAGCAUCCGGUAAACUACUUGAAGCUUUGUUCAACAAUACCCAGGUACGGGGAAUGAAGGCUUCAAAAUAUGCAAUUGCCCCUCUAGCACAGUAUUUGCUUGACCCGCAAACAAGAUCACAAACAGGUAGACUUCUUGCAGCUCUUGCUCUUGGCGACCUCUCCCAGCAUGAAGGGCUAGCCCGAGCUAGCUAUUCUGUUUCAGCUUGCCAAGCAUUGGUAAGACUUCUAGAAGAUCAGCCAACAGAGGAAAUGAAAAUGGUUGCAAUUUGUGCAUUACAAAACUUUGUCAUUCGUAGCAGAACCAAUAGGAGAGCUGUUGCAGAAGCAGGUGGCAUAUUAGUAAUUCAAGAACUGCUACUGACUCCAUAUCCAGAGGUUGCAGCACAGGCAGCACUACUCAUCAAGUUUUUAUUUUCGAAUCACACGCUUCAGGAAUAUGUAUCAAAUGAGCUUGUCAGAUCUUUGACUGCUGCUCUAGAGAAAGAAUUGUGGUCCACUGCCACUUUCAAUGAAGAGGUCUUGAGGACGAUACAUGUUAUCUUUGCCAAUUUUCAUAAGCUUCAUGUUUCUGAAGCUACUACACUGUGCAUUCCUCAUUUGGUAGCAGCACUUAAGUCCGGCAGUGAGUCUGCUCAGGAUUCUGUACUGAUUACAUUGUGCUUGUUAAAACAGUCAUGGUCGUCUAUGCCAGUCGAUGUGUCCAAAUCUCAAGCUAUGGUUGCAGCCGAAGCGAUUCCCAUUCUGCAAAUGCUCAUGAAAACUUGCCCUCCGAAUUUUCAUGAAAGAAUAGAGAGCCUUUUGAGUUGUUUACCGGGUUGUUUGACGGUCACUAUUAAGCGAGCAAACAACUUAAAGCAAGCCGUAGGAGGCACAAAUGCUUUUUGUCGAUUGAAUAUUGGCAAUGGUCCUGCUCGGCAAACUAAGGUCGUGAACCACAGUACAUCUCCGGAAUGGAAAGAAGGCUUCACAUGGGCCUUUGAUGUGCCUCCAAAAGGGCAAAAGUUGCAUAUAUUGUGCAAAAGCAAAAGUACUUUUGGAAAGAGUACUCUUGGGAGGGUUACAAUUCAAAUCGACAAAGUUGUAACUGAAGGAAUAUACAGCGGUCUUUUCAGCCUUAGCCAAGACGGCAGUAAAGACGGUUCUUCCCGGACACUUGAAAUUGAGAUAACGUGGUCCAACCGGUCAGAUGAAAGUGUGUGAAAGGAAGGCAAGAUCAAGUUAUUAUGGCUAAAGGCACUAAAUUGGCACCGGUCGAGCACACCAGCUAGGCGAGGAACAGACAAAUGAUACAUUACAAUAUGGUAUGACACGGGGAGCGAGUUGCUCUCUCUAUGUGAAUAUCUCCAAGAAAUGUCCAGUUUUGUAGUUGCCAAUAAGCUGUCUUGAGUUGUAAAAUGUAUAACGAUGCCAAGAAUCCAACAGGGUUAGUAAAGUUUGGAAGAAAGGUUUCAAAUAGAAACUUAUUGUACAGGUAAGUCAAAAGUGUGUAGUAGCUAGCAAAAUAUUUGGAAAAAGUGCCUCUCUUUUAAUGGUAAAACGAGGUUGCACUUUGUUCUUGAAGUUAUAUACGUGGCAGCAUUCCUGUUAGUAAAAUAUAAAUGCAAAAUGGGCUGCAAAUGCAAGUAUUCAAAUUA
Olea europaea var. sylvestris is the source of this 5720-nucleotide messenger RNA. RefSeq names its product protein CELLULOSE SYNTHASE INTERACTIVE 3-like. The coding region runs from base 1 to 5286 and encodes 1761 amino acids. The record is from RefSeq and is a predicted model, not a curated record. Gene Ontology annotation, cellular component: cellulose synthase complex. Gene Ontology annotation, biological process: regulation of cellulose biosynthetic process; anisotropic cell growth. The transcript is spliced from 6 exons. Lineage: Eukaryota; Viridiplantae; Streptophyta; Magnoliopsida; Lamiales; Oleaceae. Gene Ontology annotation, molecular function: microtubule binding.